GGCGCGCGGAGCCCGCCGGGACCGCCGCGCGCCGAUCGCGCCUCCCAUGGUGCCCCGCGGCGGCUGAAUGGGGCAGAGCCAAGAUGGCGGCGGGCGCGGCGGGCGGCGGGUCCCUGUUCGAGUGCCCCAGCUGGGCAGGGAAACCACCACCUGGCUUACAUCUGGAUGUAGUCAAAGGAGACAAACUCAUUGAGAAACUCAUCAUUGAUGAGAAGAAAUACUAUCUCUUUGGGAGAAAUCCUGAUCUGUGUGAUUUUACCAUUGACCACCAGUCUUGCUCUCGGGUCCAUGCUGCCUUGGUCUAUCACAAACAUCUCAAGAGGGUUUUCCUCAUAGAUCUGAACAGCACACAUGGCACGUUCCUGGGCCACAUCCGUUUGGAAGCUCACAAGCCCCAGCAGAUCCCCAUCGACUCCACGGUUUCCUUCGGCGCCUCCACGCGCGCGUACACGCUGCGCGAGAAGCCGCAGACGCUGCCCUCGGCCGUCAAGGGGGACGAGAAGAUGGGGGGUGAGGAUGAGGAGCUGAAGGGUUUGCUGGGGCUGCCAGAGGAGGAGACAGAGCUGGACAAUCUGACAGAGUUUAAUACAGCCCACAACAAAAGGAUCUCCACACUGACCAUUGAGGAAGGGAACUUGGACAUCCAGAGGCCAAAGCGAAAACGGAAGAACUCCAGAGUGACGUUCAGUGACGAUGAUGAGAUCAUCAACCCGGAGGACGUGGACCCGUCUGUGGGGCGGUUCAGGAACAUGGUACAGACAGCAGUGGUGCCUGUUAAGAAGAAGCGCCUGGAGAACGCGGGCUCGCUGCCCCCGGACGAGUCGGCGUCGCGGCGCAUGCAGAGCUUCCCCUACAGCGGAGGAUUGUACGGGGGGCUGCCCCCCACGCACAGCGAGGCGGGCUCGCAGCCCCACAGCGUGCACGGCACCGCGCUCAUCGGGGGGCUGCCCAUGCCCUACCCCAACCUCGCCCCCGACGUGGACUUGACUCCAGUUGUGCCCUCCACAGUGAACAUGAACCCAGCUCCAAACCCCGCUGUCUUCAACCCCGAAGCUGUGAAUGAACCCAAGAAGAAGAAAUACGCCAAGGAGGCCUGGCCGGGCAAGAAGCCGACCCCGUCCCUGCUGAUCUGAGCUGGGCUGAGGGAGGGUAGGAGUUACAACUCCAGAAACUUUUCAUGUGCGGUAUCGUCUUUUUAAAAUUUCAGUGUCCUAACAGAUGUAAUACCAAGAUUGGAGGAGUGAAAUAUCCUUUAAAGAUCUGUCUUCAAAUGUUUUUAUAUGUCUGUUAUAAAAAAAAAAAUACAGCUCCCGUCUCCUUUUGAACCAAAACCCCUACAGCCUUUUCUUAGCCACCACUGUCCCAGAGGUCUUUGUGCUGAGUUUGGAUCCACAAGUCAAAGGGGCAGUCACACAAUUUCCUUAUCACUAUGGCAUGACCCUGCAGGUCCGUGUAUUUCAGUGCUGGGCUCCCUGUGGUGACACUGUUCCUGCUGGACAUUCUCACAGCAGGGCAGCUCUGUCAGGAGGAAAUGUUUGUGGGGCCAAGCCUUGCAGAAUGCCAUUGGAAGGAGUUGUAGAACUUGCAGAGUAUAGGUCAGCUUUUAUUUUUUAUAUUUUCAAAACCCCACCAAUGUGGGGCAUUGUCUUUUUUAUUAUUAUUAUUUUUAGUUUGGCUGCAGCUUGUUUUGAUUUCCACAUAAAACACUAGAUCAUCCCAUGAACAGAUAAGCAGGGAAGCAGGUGGGUUCCUUAGCUUUGUUCCAGUGCUGCAGAGUGGGGUCUGUGGGAUGGAUACAGGGUGCAAACAGUGGGGGCAUCCGACAGGAUCAGGCACUGUGCACUGUGCCGUGGUGACUCCCCUGGAUAACUCAGGGUGAAGUUAACACAGGGGAGUUUCUUUCAGACUUGGUGGCCUCUGUAACUCAAAUAGUUCCAUUUUUGUUUGCAAAUGGAACUUUUAAGUUUAGAGUGUAUGAGAUUCAUCAAGACAAAAAGCUGGGAGGACUGGUAUGUUCCCCACACACUAAUAUUUUGGCUGCUGGAAACUGCAGGUGAGAAUUGAGUGCUACUGAGAGCCAGAAUAGGAAUUCUCAGUGGGCUUGGGUUGUUGCUCAAGCCCUUUAGUUCCUUGGAUUUAUAUUUGAAAAUGAUUCACAUAUUCAGACAUAUUGUGGCUGUGCUUUAUGCAAGGUAAGGCCAGAGCUUUAUUCUUAAGUUUACUCUAGAUUUUUGUACACACUCUAAUACAGUUCAGCUAUAAGUCACAUUCCUUUGCAGUUUGGGGGAUCCAGGAAAUGUGCACUGAAAUGAGAGCAUGUACCUGGCUGUUCACUGUGUGCAGGACUGCAGCAACUUGGGGAGGCAGUGCCAGGUUGUUGGGGCUGGGCUGUGUUUCCAGUGAGCUGGGAAUGCUGGAUGGUGCUGGAUCAGAGCUCUGUGCCAGGGAGAUGCUGGAUAGUGCUGGAUCAGAGCUGUGUUCCAGGGAGAUGGGAAUGCUGGAUCAGAGCUGUGCUCAAGUGAGCUGGGAAUACUGGAUGGUGCUGGAUCAGAGCUGUGUUCCAGGGAGAUGGGAAUGCUGGAUCAGAGCUGUGCUCCAGUGAGCUGGGAAUACUGGAUGGUGCUGGAUCAGAGCUGUGUUCCAGGGAGAUGGGAAUGCUGGAUCAGAGCUGUGCUCCAGUGAGCUGGGAAUGCUGGAUGGUGCUGGAUCAGUGCUGUGUUCCAGGGAGAUGCUGGAUGGUGCUGGAUCAGAGCUGUGUUCCAGGGAGAUGCUGGAUGCACCAGACCCAUUUCAGACAGAUGCCCCAAAAUCUGUGAGUUCUGCUCCAUGGUGAUUGCUUCUAUCAUGUCCCUGAGGUGGUAGCAGGCAGCUGCCCAGCUCACAAGAGCCAUGGCUUGAGAGACUGCUCUGUUCCCUCCCCACACCAUCACAUCCAGCUCAGACUAUUCCUUGUGUGGAUUCAGCAGCUGCUCCAUGAUCCAGCUGUGCUGCUCUGUGUUUUAAGUUGCCAUUGAUGGUUCAGCUGUUGGGCAUUUGUUCUGCUUCCUAGUGCUCCCACAAUAACUCUUCCUCUUUAGUCUGGCCUCUACAAUUCUCAUUUCCCAGCCAGUUGCUUUCUGAAGGCAACUCUUUAGAGUAAGACUAGUCAGGACAAACAAAAGUUGAGCAGGUUCCCUUCUUUUUCUUUUGGGUUUUAUUUUGGGGGGAAGAGGGUUGGGUUGGGGGUUUUUGGAAUUUUGUUUUUGUAAGUGGCUCUUUGCAAGAUUUUUCUUGACAAGGGAAACUUCACUGCUCAUUUUUUAAAGCUCUUCUCCUCUCAGACUCUGAACCAGCUCUUAUUAUUUCAGAGCUUAGGGGCCACAGCUGGCCACGAGGGGACAGGAACAUCGAGGGGCUUUGUACAGACAUUUGUACACUUGUGUAAUAUGUAAUAGGCCUUUUCACACUUCUGUUGAGCUUUUUACCUGUAACCUUUACUAUGGUUGUAAAUUAAAUGCAGAUUUUGCCAGGUU
Molecule: messenger RNA, 3512 nt
Organism: Passer domesticus (house sparrow)
Lineage: Eukaryota; Metazoa; Chordata; Aves; Passeriformes; Passeridae
Gene: PPP1R8
Product: protein phosphatase 1 regulatory subunit 8
Exons: 7
Coding region: 84-1133 (349 amino acids)
Cellular component (GO): nuclear speck
Molecular function (GO): mRNA binding; protein binding; protein serine/threonine phosphatase inhibitor activity
Source: RefSeq, a predicted model, not a curated record